AACGCAAACGUUAACGCGGACAAUAUGAGGGCUGUGAGUUUUGUUAAGAGGCUACAGUGGGAUUUACCUGGCACCGUGUGUAGACACGGAUUAACAAUAGGAGACGUUGAUAAUGACGGAGAUAACGAAUUAGUCGUUGGUACGGCAGAGGGAGAACUUUAUAUUUUCAAAGGGUCCGAGUUAUGGCAAAAAAUACCUGGCUUAGGUCUCGUCACUAGCGUAGCGGUAGGAGAUAUUUUUAAUUAUGGACGAAAUGCGUUAGUUGUAAUUUGCGGAGAUGGUUGGGCACAUAUUUUCUAUAGUCCAAGAUCCGUUAAUCCUAGUAUCAGUAAUACAACUUUCGCGCAGCAGUCAACUAAGGAAACUAUCGAUCACGAAAAUAUUAAGAGCAGUAAGUUCAAAAAUUUCUUCGAUUAUUUCGAUUAUUUCGAUUAUUCGAUGAAUACGAUAGACUUUACAAGCAUGGAUUUAAUGGCAGACGUUAAUACGACCAGUUCCCCAAGUUCGGAUCAAAUCGAUGGCACUAACGAGAUCAAUGAGCUGUCCGGUAAAAUGGAAUGCGUGCACGUACAAAGAAUUCCAACGAACACAAAAGUGGUUUUGGUAGCAGACGUGGAUAAGGAUGGCGCAAAUGAGAUGAUACUUGGUUUAACCGAUCGCGUAGUUAGAUCUUACAGAUGGUCCAGCAAUCUAGAGUUAGGAAGAGGAAAGUUAGUCGGAUUGAACAAGUGGGAAUGUGCCAAUCAGAUAGGAACAGUCACGUUGCAGCACAUGGCUGAUGGAACGCCAACAUUGUUAGUUGCUCAACCCGGUGGAACGUUCAUGCGAAUUAAAUGUAACGCCGAAGAUUGUCACUCGGAAGACGGAAUUCAUCGAACAAAUAACGAAACGGCGGCGAGUUGCGUGGAUUAUCAAACUCUGGGAAUAUCGCGAAUGCGUAAUCAAAAUAUUUCAACAGAAAUCAUAGGAGAUUUAGAAUCUACGGUAGAGAAACAAGAGGUUUCGAGCGAACAUGAACGCGGAAGAAACGUAAAAUCCGCUACGAACGAUUCACGGUCGGAGUUGCGUAAAGAUAACUUCUCGGACGCGACAGGGGAACGAACGAGCAAACUUUUCCAAUGCACCGAAUCUCUCGGUACGGAUGAAGUUGAUGGGAAUAUUUUGGGUGGCAACGUGAUUCUUGGCGAUUACGACGAGAAACCGGAAAAAGAUUCCUUAUUACCCAUGUACAAAGACUUUUCUCCCGAAGACAUGAACGACAAUAAUAAUAUAGAGAGUUUCAAAUCGAAAGAUAGAGCGGAUUGUGAGGCGAACGUCGAGGAAGAUUCAUCGUCGCAAGGAAAACCUUAUGCUCUUGCUACGUUGGACGGCACGAUAAUGUUGGUCAAAGACGAAAUCAUUUUGUGGUCCAUGCAAGUAGCUCAUCAGAUAUUCGCUUUAUGUCGAUUAGACGUAACCGGUGACGGAACCGACGAGAUAAUUGCUUGCGCUUGGGACGGGCAAACUUAUAUUUUGGAUCAGAAACGAAACAGCGUACGUUUUCAAUUCGAAGAGCCGGUCAGAGCGUUCUGCACCGGUAAUUACAACGUCACGCCUGGAGUUUCGACGCCUUGCCUCGUGUACAACACCUUCAACAAUAAGAUCUAUCUCUACUACGACGUAACGCUUCCAAGUAUGGUUACCAAACCAUUGAACCCUUUCGAAGAAUUGGAUCCUGAAGAAAAGAAAACAUUGGACGAUCUUUUAGGCAAUUGUAGCGACACGGAGAGACAACAAAAGAUGCAGCAAUUAACGGAGUGGCUGUUGUACGGAAUGUCUUGAGAUUUAUACAGUCCAUAAGAUAAUAUUGUA
Molecule: messenger RNA, 1851 nt
Organism: Megachile rotundata (alfalfa leafcutting bee)
Lineage: Eukaryota; Metazoa; Arthropoda; Insecta; Hymenoptera; Megachilidae
Product: KICSTOR complex protein ITFG2-like
Biological process (GO): regulation of TOR signaling
Cellular component (GO): KICSTOR complex
Source: RefSeq, a predicted model, not a curated record